CAAGUAGUCCCUAGCCCCACUCGGACAAACCAAGAUGGCGGCUCCACCAAGAAAGAGCAAAGUCCCCGAUACCCCCUUAGAUCCCGAAUAUUUCCGAUUCGCAUCCAUCAUUUGGUAUAUUCUCGUUAUCGCUGGCCUAACUUUAUUUUAUCUUGUCACCUUCAAACCAGAUAGUUUCCCAUUUGAAGCAUUUGGACUUCUUGGCAAGAGGCUGCAGACUGUAAAGGAAAACAACCAGCAAACAUUCGAAAUAGGGUUUACAAUGGCUAUCUUGGUUCACAUUGCUGAAGCAUGCAUGGCUUUUCGCACUUGCAGGAAAAUGAAUCUCAGUUCUUCAGCUAGCUUGAAGUGGACAUUGCAAACAUUGUUGUUGGGGUUUCCUUCAUUUGGCCUGCUGCUACGUUACAAGACGGAUAUGGAAGUGAAAGAAAAACUAUCCUGAGGAAUGCACCUGCAUCUCAAAGAAUAGACAAGGAAUUAGGAAAACUCUCUUACCCAUAUGAACUUAGAAAGAGAAAACCCAAAUAUCAGAAUUUAAAUAACUCUGCCUUGGGCUGGAUUGGAUAAAAAUGAUCUACACUCUUGAUGUGUUCAAGAAUGUGAAUUUUGUGUUCUCUAAAACUGACUACUUGGCUAUGAAAACACAAGCAUUGGCAAUCAACUUAAAUUAUACAAGCCAUGCAAUUAUAGCACAUUAGUUAAAAUGAAUUGUACAAAAUUAGGUCUAUAUAUGUUAAAAGGUUUGAAAUCUUGCAGUUUGUUUCGUGUACACCAAUCACGUGCCUUUAGCAAUGUUCUGUGAAAGUAUGAAAGGUGUGAUUAGUAGGGUAAUAGUGGAGUCAAAAGUUUAUUAGAAAAGCCUACUGAGCAUAGCAGAUGCUGUAAUACUGGAACAGAAUAAUUGUAUUUGUUAUCUAAUAUGAACAGAUCUGAGUGUAAAUAAACUAUGUUUGUUUUUAGAAAAA
Messenger RNA from Nematostella vectensis (starlet sea anemone), 965 nucleotides. Its product is annotated as transmembrane protein 254. The transcript is spliced from 4 exons. Lineage: Eukaryota; Metazoa; Cnidaria; Anthozoa; Actiniaria; Edwardsiidae. Bases 35 to 442 code for a protein of 135 amino acids. The record is from RefSeq and is a predicted model, not a curated record.